GCGUCUCUGUCCAUGCAGGGGGGGAGGGGGUGGCGCGCGCGCCAUUUCUAGUCGUUUUCAAAGCGCCUCGCGCUGAUUCUCACGGGCCAGGCUGCCGGCCCCCCGCUCUGCCCUGCAGCAUAAUAAAAUGGCUAAUCAGGUGAAUGGUAAUGCGGUACAGUUAAAAGAAGAGGAGGAGCCAAUGGACACUUCCAGUGUUACUCACACAGAGCACUACAAGACACUGGUAGAGGCAGGCCUCCCACAGAAGGUGGCAGAGAGACUUGAUGAAAUAUUUCAGACAGGGUUGGUAGCUUAUGUCGAUCUUGAUGAAAGAGCAAUCGAUGCUCUCAGGGAAUUUAAUGAAGAAGGAGCUCUGUCUGUGCUGCAGCAGUUCAAAGAGAGCGACUUAUCCCAUGUUCAGAACAAAAGUGCAUUUUUAUGUGGAGUUAUGAAGACCUACAGGCAAAGAGAGAAACAAGGCAGCAAGGUACAAGAGUCCACGAAAGGGCCUGAUGAAGCAAAGAUCAAGGCCUUGCUCGAGAGGACUGGUUAUACUUUGGAUGUAACCACAGGGCAGAGGAAGUAUGGUGGGCCUCCACCAGACAGUGUGUACUCAGGUGUGCAACCUGGAAUUGGAACAGAGGUCUUUGUAGGUAAAAUUCCAAGAGACUUGUAUGAGGAUGAGUUGGUGCCCCUUUUUGAGAAGGCUGGUCCUAUCUGGGAUCUACGCCUCAUGAUGGAUCCACUUUCUGGUCAGAACAGAGGCUAUGCGUUUAUCACCUUCUGUGGAAAGGAAGCCGCCCAGGAAGCAGUUAAGCUGUGUGACAGCUAUGAGAUUCGCCCUGGUAAACACCUGGGAGUGUGCAUUUCUGUGGCAAACAACAGACUUUUUGUUGGAUCCAUUCCAAAGAAUAAAACUAAAGAGAAUAUUCUGGAAGAGUUCAGUAAAGUCACAGGUUUAACAGAGGGUUUGGUGGACGUUAUUCUCUAUCAUCAACCCGAUGACAAAAAGAAGAAUCGGGGAUUCUGCUUCCUUGAAUAUGAGGAUCACAAGUCAGCAGCACAAGCCAGACGCCGGCUGAUGAGUGGAAAAGUCAAAGUGUGGGGAAAUGUAGUUACAGUUGAGUGGGCUGACCCCGUGGAAGAACCGGAUCCGGAAGUCAUGGCAAAGGUAAAAGUUUUAUUUGUGAGAAACCUGGCUACUACAGUGACAGAAGAAAUAUUAGAAAAGUCAUUUUCUGAAUUUGGAAAACUGGAGAGAGUGAAGAAGUUGAAAGAUUAUGCAUUUGUUCAUUUUGAAGACAGAGGAGCUGCUGUUAAGGCUAUGGAUGAAAUGAAUGGAAAAGAAAUAGAAGGGGAAGAAAUUGAAAUUGUCUUAGCUAAGCCACCAGACAAGAAAAGGAAAGAGCGCCAAGCUGCUAGACAGGCCUCCAGAAGCACUGCGUAUGAAGAUUAUUAUUAUCACCCUCCUCCCCGAAUGCCGCCUCCUAUGAGAGGUCGAGGUCGCGGAGGGAGAGGUGGAUAUGGCUACCCUCCAGAUUACUAUGGUUAUGAAGACUACUAUGAUGAUUACUAUGGUUAUGAUUAUCACGACUACCGUGGAGGCUAUGAAGAUCCCUACUACGGCUAUGAUGAUGGCUAUGCAGUAAGAGGAAGAGGAGGAGGAAGGGGGGGGCGAGGUGCUCCACCACCACCAAGGGGGCGGGGAGCACCACCUCCAAGAGGUAGAGCUGGCUAUUCACAGAGGGGGGCACCUUUGGGACCACCAAGAGGCUCAAGGGGUGGCAGAGGGGGUCCUGCACAACAGCAGAGAGGCCGUGGUUCUCGUGGAGCUCGGGGCAAUCGAGGGGGCAAUGUAGGAGGCAAGAGAAAGGCAGAUGGGUACAACCAGCCUGAUUCCAAACGUCGUCAGACCAACAACCAACAGAACUGGGGUUCCCAACCCAUCGCUCAGCAGCCGCUUCAGCAAGGUGGUGACUAUUCUGGUAACUAUGGUUACAAUAAUGACAACCAAGAAUUUUAUCAGGAUACUUAUGGGCAACAGUGGAAAUAGACAAGUGAGGGCUUGUAAACGAUUCUGUCAAGAUCCGAUUGGCUCUAGAUCUACAUUCUUCAAACAAAAUUGGCGUAACUGUUUCAUCUUUAAGUAGCAGUUUGCUGCCAUUUGUAUUCAGCUGAAGAAGUCACUCUUGUGUAUAUUCUCAAGGCUUCUUAUUUUUCUUCUUUUCUAAAUGCUCUCGGACAUCACUGGGCUUGCAGAGGUCCCUUAUUCUGGGGUCACAAUGCUUUUACCGUUCCAAGCUUCAUCCUAGCUUCAGAACAAACUGUAAAUCAUGAUUUUGCAGAGCCUUUGGUUUGGACAGUUCUGUGUUUUGGAUGUGGAAUAGAUUACAUAGGAGUAUGACGUAUGCUGUAAAUAAAAGUACAACAGUACUUUGUCUCAGUACUUUUAAGGAAUUAAAGCAAACAGACUUAAGUUUCCUUGUAUUGAAAAUAACCUAUGACUGUAUGUUUUGCAUUCCUAGAAGCAGGUUAACUGUGUUUUUAAAUUGUUAUAACCACACCUUUUUGAAAUCUGCCCUACAAAAUUUGUUUGGCUUAAACGUCAAAGCCGUGACAAUUUGUUCUUUGAUGUGAUUGUAUUUCCAAUUUCUUGUUCAUGUAAGAUUUCAAUAAAACUCAAAAAUCUAUUCAAAACAUCA
Messenger RNA from Rattus rattus (black rat), 2684 nucleotides. RefSeq names its product heterogeneous nuclear ribonucleoprotein R (gene Hnrnpr). Gene Ontology annotation, cellular component: ribonucleoprotein complex; nucleus. The record is from RefSeq and is a predicted model, not a curated record. NCBI's taxonomy places the organism in Eukaryota, Metazoa, Chordata, Mammalia, Rodentia, Muridae. The transcript has 11 exons. Bases 128 to 2035 code for a protein of 635 amino acids. Gene Ontology annotation, molecular function: mRNA binding.